AUGGAGAAGCAACAGCCCACGACGUCGACUGUAGAAGGAUCUUCGCUCUCCGGAUUACCGAUGAAUAUAACAGCUGACGCAGUGAACGAGGAAAGCUUGGCACUUCUCCAACAGAUUUAUCAGCAUCGGCAAGCGGAGCAGUAUCAUCGUGCACAAACAAAUCUUGCCAUGCAGCAUCUCAGUUAUUUCCAAGCUCUCCACGCUCAGCAACAGCAGCAGCAAAAGCAGCAGCAGUCGCAGCAACAGCAGCAGCCGCAGUCGCAGCAAGAUACAAAAGCAGCGCAGGGUCAUUCGAGCGCCACAAGUGCAGCAGAUACCUCGGAGGAUAGCGACACACAAAUGUCGCCAACCGCCAAAGAUUCGGCAGGCCUGAGGAACAGAAGGUGA
Molecule: messenger RNA, 387 nt
Organism: Gongylonema pulchrum
Lineage: Eukaryota; Metazoa; Nematoda; Chromadorea; Rhabditida; Gongylonematidae
Source: the annotation of a GenBank genome assembly